AUGUCAACUUCACAAGGAGUCAAUGUAAGCGGCUCGCGAUCAUUCAACUUCCAAUCCCUCUCGCACCGCAAUAUGCUGGGGUCUGAAGCUGACGUCCCACAGGUACUGCGGUACUCGGCCCUCCUUGCGGGUAUUGUCUACGGCUUUUCGCACCAACGAACGAUCAGCUCCAAAACCGCAGCUGCACAUGCGCAAGCGGAGUAUCAACACAAGCUCGAUUUAAUAGAGAAAGCCAAGCUGGAAUGGGCUAAGAAGACACUUCCUCCUCAAGCAAAGACGGCCAGUGGUGACGUAAUUACGGAUCCGAACGAUAAAAAUUUCGACCUUGAAGCCUAUCUGACGAAGCUUGCGGCGGAGAGUUGA
This is a messenger RNA of Capronia coronata CBS 617.96, 363 nucleotides long. RefSeq lists its product as uncharacterized. The record is from RefSeq and is a predicted model, not a curated record. NCBI's taxonomy places the organism in Eukaryota, Fungi, Ascomycota, Eurotiomycetes, Chaetothyriales, Herpotrichiellaceae. Bases 1 to 363 code for a protein of 120 amino acids. Gene Ontology annotation, molecular function: proton transmembrane transporter activity. The transcript has 2 exons. Gene Ontology annotation, biological process: proton motive force-driven ATP synthesis.